UCUGGGACGACUUGCUCCGCAAUCCUUUGCAGGGAGGAGCAGCGGGGAGCAGGGUGCUGGUGACCACCAGGAACGCAGGGAUCGCGAGGCAAAUGAAGGCGGCCCACGUCCACGAGAUGAAGCUGCUGCCUCCGGAGGAUGGCUGGUCGCUCCUGUGCAAGAAGGCGACGAUGAAUGCAGUGGAGGAAAGGGAUGCCCAAGAUCUCAAGGACACAGGCAUGAAGAUUGUUGAGAAAUGCGGAGGGCUUCCCCUGGCCAUCAAGACCAUCGGAGGGGUCCUCUGCACCCGAGGACUCAACAGAAAUGCGUGGGAGGAAGUCCUCCGCAGCGCCGCAUGGUCACGGACCGGGCUUCCCGAAGGCGUGCAUGGAGCACUGUAUCUGAGCUACCAAGACUUGCCGUCCCAUCUCAAGCAAUGCUUUCUCUACUGUGCCUUGUUCAAAGAAGACUAUAUGUUUCACGGACCUGAAAUCGUCAGAUUAUGGAUAGCCGAGGGGUUUGUCGAAGCACGAGGAGAUGUCAGCUUGGAGGAAACAGGGGAGCAAUAUUACAUAGAGCUGCAUCAUAGGUGCCUUCUACAAUCGCUGCAACCUUUCAGUCUGGACUACCAUAAUUAUUCCAAGAUGCAUGACUUGCUGCGAUCGCUCAGCCAUUUCCUAUCGAGAGAUGAUAGCUUGUGCAUUAGUGACGUGCAAAACGAGUGGAGAAGUGGUGCCGCCUCGAUGAAGCUGCGUCGGUUGUCGAUUGUGGCCACUGAAACCACGGACAUCCAGCAUAUCGUCAGUUUGACCAAGCAGCAUGAGUCGGUGAGGACAUUGUUGGUGGAGAUAGCAAGGGGCCAUGUGAAGGAUAUAGAUGAUUACUUGAAGAACUUUGUGAGACUUCGAGUCCUGCACCUUACUUACACAAAAAUCGAGAACCUACCGCACUACAUCGGAAGUUUGAUACACUUGAGAUACUUGAAUGUGUCUUGUAGCGAUAUAACGGAGCUUCCAGAAAGCAUAUGCAAUCUGACGAAUUUGCAGUUUUUGAUCCUCAGAGGAUGUGAUCAGUUGAGACAUAUCCCCCAGGGUAUGGCUAGGCUAUUCAAUCUAAGGGUACUCGAUUGUACAUACACACGGCUGGAGAGCUUACCAUGUGGAAUAGGAAGGUUGAAGCACCUCAAUGAACUCGGAGGAUUCGUGAUGAACAUGGCUAAUGGUACGUGCCCAUUGGAAGAAUUGGGCAGCCUCGAUGAGCUUAGAUACCUCUCCAUUUACAACUUGGAGAGAGCGUGCAUGGAAGCUGAACCGGGAAGAGAUACGAGCGUCUUAAAGGGUAAACAAAAACUGAAGAAUCUACAUUUACAUUGCUCAUCCACACCGACAUCCGAUGGUCACACUGAGGAACAGAUUGAAAUAAUCGAGAAGGUGUUGGAUGUGGCACUUCAUCCACCAUCAUCUGUUGUUUCGCUCAGUUUACACAAUUUCUUCGGCCUCCGGUACCCAAGCUGGAUGGCGUCUGCAAGCAUCAGUUCGCUUCUUCCAAACAUAAGACGCUUGGAACUAAUUGACUGCGAUCAUUGGCCACAGCUUCCACCACUAGGCAAGCUCCCCAGUUUGGAGUUUCUUAAAAUAGGAGGUGCACGUGCAGUGACCACCAUCGGACCGGAAUUUUUUGGGUGUGAAGCUGCUGCUGCUUCUGGUCAUGAACGGGAACGGAAUUCAAAGCACCCUUCUUCUUCUUCUUCUUCUUCUCCCCCUCUUAUGUUGUUUCCGAGACUAAGGCAGCUGCGACUCGCGGAUAUGAUUAACAUGCAAGUGUGGGAUUGGGUAGCGGAAGGUUUUGCUAUGGGUCGCCUCAACAAAUUGGUCCUCAAAAAUUGCCCCAAGUUGAAGUCUCUACCGGAAGGCCUGAUCCGACAGGCAACCUGCUUAAACACAUUGUAUCUGACCGAUGUGUGCGCUCUCAAGUCCAUCAAAGGUUUCCCUUCUGUGAAAGAACUGAAAUUAAGUGGUGAAUCAGAUCUGGAGAUUGUUGCUGAUCUCCCUGCACUGGAAGUCUUGUAUUUGGGCCUGUUUGGGAGUCGCAACAAUCGUUUACCAGAGUGGUUGGCGCAACAAUCGUUUACUACGUUCCAGAGACUGGACGUAAGUGGAACCACCCAACAACUCGUCAGAUGCCUCCAAAAUGGCGCAGACUGGCCCAUAGUCAAACACUUUCCAAUCUUUUCCAUCGAAGAUUUACGAGGCAAUUAUAUAAACUACAACAAGCAUUCCUGCACCUUCGACACAAACCUAGUCGAUGAUGAUGCUGUUUUUGCUGCUGUUGCUGCUGCCGAAGAAGAAGAAAAAAGAAGAAGACAUCAAUGAUCUUUGAGGGAGAUCGACAUAAUUCACGAUGUAAUUGGCAGUCAUGUCUAAUAUGAUCAUUGCAAAUGGAGCUGACCAUUGUCUGUCUGUUUCCUCGACUUCCCUCACCUUCUUAUACCUGUAGCCCUUUUUUCUAUGGUGAUUAAUUCAAUGCUGUCUAUGUUGGCAGUGAAAUGUCUUGAUCAGAGUAUUUGUAGCAUGUCAUUGGUUUUGGAAUGUUAGAUCCGAAAAAAGAUU
Musa acuminata subsp. malaccensis (wild Malaysian banana) is the source of this 2588-nucleotide messenger RNA. The record is from RefSeq and is a predicted model, not a curated record. NCBI's taxonomy places the organism in Eukaryota, Viridiplantae, Streptophyta, Magnoliopsida, Zingiberales, Musaceae.